Calidris pugnax (ruff) is the source of this 1350-nucleotide messenger RNA. RefSeq names its product claudin 23 (gene CLDN23). Gene Ontology annotation, cellular component: plasma membrane; bicellular tight junction. Bases 240 to 941 code for a protein of 233 amino acids. Gene Ontology annotation, biological process: bicellular tight junction assembly; cell adhesion. The record is from RefSeq and is a predicted model, not a curated record. The transcript has a single exon. Gene Ontology annotation, molecular function: structural molecule activity. NCBI's taxonomy places the organism in Eukaryota, Metazoa, Chordata, Aves, Charadriiformes, Scolopacidae.
CCCGCCCCGGCUCCGCGGGCUGCCCACCGUACAGGGCACUCUGGGACUACUGCCCUGCCAGCACCAAGCAGCUCUGGGGCACCAGUGCCACCUCUUCUGCCCAGGUGACGGGUGGCAGCAGCAAGACCCAGCUCCCCUGGAGACCCCCCCUGUCCCCCCGCUGCGACCUCUCUGGCUCCGGCGAACGGGAACGGGAGUUGGAAGCCCACACGGGAGCCUGCCUCACCCACCUCCCCAGCAUGCGGACGCCGACAGAGAUGAUCGUGGGGAUGGUGCUGUGCCCUUGCGGGCUCCUGCUGACCUUCACGGGCACAGUGGCACCCAACUGGAGGCAGGUGAGCCACAUUUCCAACCAGCCCGUUGACUUUGUCUUGGAGCAGGGCAUCUGGGACAUAUGCAGAGAGCUGCAGAGCAGCCACGACCGCCUCUGUGGGCAGGCUGAUGAGCUGGGCUACUUUGAGCAAUUGCCCGUGCGGGUGGCCCAAGGGAUGAUGCCCACCUCCAUGGCUCUCACCCUCCUGGGCCUGAUGGUGGCUUCCUUGGGGGUUCGCUGCUGGCAGAAGGAGCCACGGCAUCUGCUGGCUGGUGUGGCUGGGCUUAUGCUGCUCCUCUCGGGGCUGCUGAGCCUGGUGCCUGCCUCCUGGUACACCCACGAGCUGUGGGCACUGCCUGCACCAGAUGGGGGCACGCUGGUUGCAGGCUACAGCUUGGUGCUGAGCUACUUGGGAAGCUGUCUGGAGAUCUUGGGGGGGCUGGCCCUCACCCUCAGCUUCCACCACUGCUGCAAGGAGCGCAGGGCCCCCAAACUGCCCCCCAGCUCUUCGCUGGAUGCGGGGCCGUGGUCCACCUCUAGCGCUUACUGCAAUCCCUGGAAUGUGCUGGGGGAUGAGCAAGACAGAAAAGACCAGAGGAGCACCCUGCCUUGUGACUCGGAUUUGUAAACCCCACAACAGGGACAGCAGUGGGCACUGGCCAGCCCUCCUGCCUGGUGCUGAGAGUGGCACUGGCCCCUGCUUCUCCAAGCCAUGCCCUUCUCUUGGGGCACCUCACAGCAGUCUGGAAACAAGACCAAGGACCUGGCUUGAAUCUCUGCAACCUCCUCAAAAGCCAGCUGCACUCCAGGUCCCACAAGUGUGCCAAAGCUGUGCUGGGUUGAGGACCAGCCCUGGCUCCAGUCCCUCCGUGUGACUUUUAAGCUCAUCCUCCUGCACCGUGCAGCAGCUUGGACAAAGGGAGCUCUGGUGUUCCCAUGUAAGCAAGGUACAGGUUAGCACCAUGUAGCUGUCAGGGCUGGGAAUAGGGGAGGGGAGCACCUCCCACAUCUCUCUGCAAACAGCAAAAUAAAUGAAG